This is a messenger RNA of Paramecium octaurelia, 989 nucleotides long. Lineage: Eukaryota; Ciliophora; Oligohymenophorea; Peniculida; Parameciidae. The record is from the annotation of a GenBank genome assembly.
UAAUGUAUAUAUGCAUUCUUUUAAUAGUAUAGAUAUUUGAUGAACAAUCUUCGUUUGCUCUGACCAUAUAUAAUUCUUUAGGUAUUUAUGUUAAAAAAACAAAGGUCCAUUUCCAUUUCCAAUAAUUAAAGAUCAGACUCUUACUUAUGCUGGUCCAGUUCAAAUUGAUGCAGGGUAUUUCUAAAAUAGAUGUUAGAUCAAUUUAUUAGGGAUAAUGGUUAGAUGGAAAAAGACAUGGAUUUGGAAAAUACUUACACCCUUUAGGAUCAAUAUAUGAAGGGGAAUGGUAUAACGAUUAAUAGUAAGGAUAUGGGAGAAUUGUGCUUCCUAACGGGGAUUAGUAAAAUAAUCAGUGUAUAAAAUAAGUUAUGAAGGCUAAUGGAAGAACGAUAAGGCAUGGGGAACCGGGAAAUAUGUUACGAUAGAUGGAACUACGUAUAAUGGGGAAUGGGUGGAUGAUAAAUAGCAUGGAGUAAAUAAUGAUAUUUAUAAUGAGAAAGGAGUAGAAGAAUGGAAAAAUGGCUAAAGGUAUGAGGGAGACUAUUUAAAUGGCUAAAAAACUGGAUGUGGUCUAUUUUUAUGGCCUGACGGUUCAAAAUAUGAAGGGGGCUUGCUUGACGGAAUGCCUCAUGGAGAUGGUGAAUAUACUUGGAAAGAUGGUAAAAAGGUAUAAUGAGUAUUGAAAUUAGUAUAAAGGAGAGUGGAUGUUUAAUCAAAUGCAUGGAUAUGGAAUUUAUAUUUGGCCUGAUGGAACAAUAUACAAAGGAAAUGUAAUUUAACUUCGCUACUAUUUUUAGUUUGAAAAAGAUUAAAGAGAAGGAUAUGGAGAAUUGGAUUGGUCGGAUGGCAGAGUUUAUAAAGGGAACUGGAAAAAUGGUAAAUAGCAUGGAGAAGGAGAAUUUAUUUAUAAAAACAAAAUCCGAAAAGGAGUUUGGUAAAAUGGACAGCCGGUUAGAUGGGGUCAAAGUGAAUUAUUAUUCAUAUAAUGA